Molecule: messenger RNA, 4414 nt
Organism: Salvelinus sp. IW2-2015
Lineage: Eukaryota; Metazoa; Chordata; Actinopteri; Salmoniformes; Salmonidae
Product: cysteine-rich motor neuron 1 protein
Cellular component (GO): plasma membrane; extracellular region
Molecular function (GO): serine-type endopeptidase inhibitor activity; protein binding
Source: RefSeq, a predicted model, not a curated record
AGCAUCUGUUUCCUCUUCCACUUUUCCCAGUUUCUCCCAAGUGUGUCCACAACGGGAAGGAGUUUUCAGAGGAGGAGGUGUACCGUAUGGACCCGUGCUGGCUCUGCCAGUGCCGAGGAGGGAUAUCCUUCUGCUCCAAAGCAGAAUGUGCGGAACUGGACUGUGAGAACUUCUACAUCCCGGAGGGAGAAUGCUGCCCCGUAUGCAUAGAUGUGGAGCUCCUGUCUAUGGAUAGCACGGAGGCCAGCUGCUGGGUGAACAACAAGCUGCGUGGCCACGAGGAGCAGUGGAAGGAGGAUGACUGCACCUUCUGUCAGUGUGUGGAUGGAGAGCCCCACUGUACCGCCAUGGCCUGCAAACAGAGCUGCCAGAACCCAGUCAAGAUCCCAGGAGAAUGCUGCCCCUUCUGCGAGGAGCCUUCGUAUGAGACAGUGAGCCCCAUGCUGUGUCCUCGUCUGGAGAACUGCUCUCGAUCAGGGAAAGACUGCCCCUACGGCUUCCAGCAGGACAAUAACGGCUGCCUGCUCUGCCAAUGCCUCAACCAUGAAUCCUGCCCUGACCUGGGGACAUAUUGCUCCCUGCAAUGCCCCAUGGGAUACGAGAAGGAUAACUUUGGCUGCGAGGUGUGUGAGUGCAGCUCUCCAAUGCCCAAGUGCCGACCCCUGACCUGCAGUAAGACCUGUCCCUACGGAUAUGUGAGGAAUAAGCACGGCUGUGAGAUGUGUCGCUGUGUCAAGUGUCCCCCCUUAACCUGUGAUAAGAACUGCAGCGAUGGCUACCGGCAGAACAGGAAGGGCUGCUCCAUCUGCAUGUGCAAAGAGCGUGACCACCUGCCAAGCACCACUGCCCCCGCCCCCAUGCCCAGCUACUGCCUGACCUCCAACGGGCACCGCUAUGAGGAGGGCGAGAGCUGGCACGACGGAUGCCGGGACUGCUACUGCCACACUGGGAGAGAGAUGUGUGUGCUCAUAUCCUGCCCUGUGCCCAGUUGUCCCAACCCCGUGGUCAGGCCUGACCAGUGCUGUCCCACUUGUGAAGAUGAGUCAGGCAGUGGUCAGCCAGAGGGCAUGGACCUGGUGGUGUGUCGAGCCCCUGGGGGGAAUCUCUAUGUGGAGGGAGAGACCUGGAACCUGGAUGAGUGUACACGCUGCACCUGCAGGAAGGGCCGUGUCCUGUGCGAUACUGAAGUGUGUCCCCCUGCUGUGUGUCAGGCCCCAACCAGGAACAAGGACACCUGUUGCCAUGUCUGCCCAGAGGACAAGCAGGGUCCCCAGCUCCCGGUGAGCACCAGUCAGCAGGAGUACUGUAUCUCCAGCGAGGGAGACGUGCUUUUGGCUGGGGACACCUGGAAGGCCAAUGCCUGCACCAGCUGCACCUGCAACAAUGGAACCAUUCAGUGUUUCUCCCAGCGCUGCCCGCCUGCCAACUGCAGGGUGCCCGUCCUGCGCAAGGGCCAGUGCUGCCCUCACUGUCUGGAAAUAACAACAACGUCUGUUCCAAUGAUGGUGUCGACCAAGGCCCCCAAGACCAGGGUUACUACCACAGUGGACAACACAGUCUGGAUCACCACUGUCACUUUGCCUCCUAUCAUUGCUGCUACAGAUGGGAACAGCCUGGGAGAGAACAUCCCCAGUCAAACUAGGAUGGCUCUCAUCUACCAAUCAGCUGCCUGGAUACUGGCCGGUCUCCUCCUGGCCAUCGUCAUCUUCCUCAUUGUGGCAGUCCUCAUUAACAAGAAGAAAAAGUGGGUGCGGAUGUCGUGCUACAGCGCCCCCAAGAAGACUGUGAUCCUGAAGAAGCAUGUGAAUAAGAACUCGGUGGUGUACAUGGAACCUUCAAAGGAGAACAAGUUCCAGAGCAUGAAGAAUGACUGUGGCAUCAACUUCUCCCCAGAGAUGAGCUCACCAUGUGGGGAGAGGAUGCUCAUCCCCCGGGUCAAGCUGAGUACGGGCCAGGUCAGGGGACAGCGCUAGACCCCCCUCCCCCUAAACACCAACUCCCAUUCACCAGACCCCCAAACUCUACGCUGCCCAAAGGGCUACCAAGCACCUCCUCUUCUCUCUUUCUCACAUUUUCAUGGUGAUCGAUCCACAACAAUGCAAUGCAACUGCCUGUUGCUUUAUCAUACUGCUGGUACAGUGAGGAGAGACUGUGGAGGCAGGAGGAUGUGGCCAUUAUGGGACUUUGCCAUACAGUUCACCACAGACAGAGUGACAGUCAGCCAGAGAGGCUACUAGUCAGCCAGAGAGGCUACUAGUCAGCCAGAGAGGCUACUAGUCAGCCAGAGAGAGCUCUGAAAUGUGAACAUGAUCAUCAUCGCUUCUCGCCUCCUCUGGAACUAGAACAUGAAACUAACAGGAGGAAUAUAACAGCUUUAGGACAGGGGUUUGGGUUCUAGUCGAAGGUCUCUAGUUUGCUCUUUUCUAUGUGCCGCAGCGCAGCACUCAAUUCAUCAACAAUUGUUUUAGUGAUGCCAAUUUAACUGGUUUUCCAGUUGUAAUCAAAAUUGGAUGGGAGCGUAAGUCGAUUAUCAGAUGAAUGGCUAGUUCCAUGACUUGCUCCUCUCCCCAGUCAAUGACUUUGAGCAGCAUCAGAACCCAGCAGACUAUGGCCCAGAAAAAAAAGAAACCCAAACUCCUGCUUUAGAACGUGUGGUUUCCAUCUUAGCUUUUUUUAAAUAUAUUUCUAUGUGUAAUAGUUGUAGUGUUUUUCUUGGUCAAGCCUAGUUUUUGUUAUGGAAGUCUCCAUGGUGGCAAGAUUAAAACAUUGUAAAUGCCAGACUAAACAUUCCCCAUCGAUGCAAAGGAAUGACACUCUUCUAUUCCCACUUACUGUAGUGGUUUCUGUCUGCCUCAAAGGUGAUGACCAAAAUCAUUCCAUUCUGAAAACAACCAACCACCCUGGGAAGAGGGAAAAUGGUGUGAAUGUAUUCUGCCUCAGCUGUGAAGCCAGUGUGUCUGUCUGUAAUACAGUAAGGUCCUUCAUCCUUCUGUACUCAAUAACUCCCUUUAGAAGGAAUCAUCCCAUUGGCUGGACUUCAUCUAGAAAUGGGAAUGGACUUCAAGAUUAGGUGGAUUAAUACUAAUCCCGACUGUUAUUUUAUAGCUUGCAGAUAAGAGGACUCAUUACAGGAAACUACAGAAGCAGUUCCAGACUUUCUGGAGUUACUCAUGAGGAAUGUCAACAUACAAUAAGCCUCACUUAUAUAACUUCAUUUACAGCUGUGCGUAAACAUGAGCUACUGUUUCCAGAGAAUGUUAACAUAUACAUUAGUAGCCUUUAUUUUAUAGCCUUAAUGUUUUUCAUAUUCCAUUGUUUCUCCUGUAAUGACGUAUGCUAGUCCAAUUUUGGUGCAAUUUGUUGUGCCAUGUAUUCCAUGCCAAGGUAACCUGACUGAAGGUCUCCCCAUUCCCACCAGUUUAUAACAUAUUACAAUGAAAAGGGGCAAGGGUCUCAAGGAGACUCUGCUAUGAAAUGCAAAUAAUGGUACAUUCCAACAGCGCAUGUUCAUAAAAUGUAGCACUUUUGUUAGGAUCCAGUGUUUUAAAAAGUUGUGGAUGAGAUUCCUGGCGGGAUAAAGGCCUAAUCAGGGAUUUGAUGGGCAUAUUUAGCACAUGGAGGUGAUGAAUCACUCAAGUAAACAUAAUGGUGCAGCAAAUUCGAGGCUUAUUUAACAAUCUGAUGAAAUAGAUGUGAUUCAGAGCAUUACAAAACAGACUGGGGUUUAUUAGGAAAUCUUUGGAUCUGAUUUCAUAGUUACAUUGCCAGUCUCUCGAUACAAAGACCGUUGUGAUGCCAAAACUAUGUGGAGACAAAUAUAGAUUUCUAUUGAAGAGUUUCAAAAGUAAUUCAGUAGAUUUGGGUCCGUUUGAAUCACAACCAUGUGUUUUAAAUGAAGGUAAGAGGAGACUUGUUAAAGUUAUUUGUUUUUCCUAUGUGUAAAAAAGGUAGAUAAAAGUAGGACAGAAGAGUCCCUUAUUUAUUUUUUCACAUAGCUUUAUUUAUUAAUACUAAAGUAUAGUUUGAGUUAAUGACGUGUUUUUGGCAAAUGAACUUGGUAGCCAAAGCUGCUGUACAUUUUAGAUAUUGUAAGCCAUUUACCAUUUCCAUCUGCUUUGUUUUUCAAGCCUAUUUAUUUUACUGUUGCAAACUGUAAAUACAUUUUUCUUUGCUGUUGAACUGUAACAUUUAUACUUAUUUUGAAAAACAAAAUGUGUGAACAAAAAUUCUUUACAUUUAACAUUUGGGAAGACAUUUCAGUGCUUGUGACAUUUCCAUGGUGAUAUGUUUGCAAUGAAAAGUGUGACGGAGCUGGCUGAUGCCCCGUGCUUUUAAAAAAAGCCUGGAAAUCCCUACAAAUCAAAUAAAUAUCAAUAAAUAUCAACUUAGCAACAGUUGGGUUCAAAAGAGGUAA